Messenger RNA from Camelina sativa (false flax), 2416 nucleotides. Its product is annotated as transcription factor bHLH70-like. Gene Ontology annotation, molecular function: DNA-binding transcription factor activity; protein dimerization activity. Gene Ontology annotation, biological process: guard cell differentiation; positive regulation of DNA-templated transcription; stomatal complex development. Gene Ontology annotation, cellular component: nucleus. Lineage: Eukaryota; Viridiplantae; Streptophyta; Magnoliopsida; Brassicales; Brassicaceae. The record is from RefSeq and is a predicted model, not a curated record.
UAUAAAAGUUGAACCUUUCUUUUUAUUUUUGUUUACUUUGGUAGGCGGUUCUAGCUCUUAUUACAGUAGUAUGAACGAGAUCUCCGGAGUGCAGACAAAUUUAUUCGUGUUAUCUGGGUAAUUUGUGUUGGAUCUUGUUUUGGCUGUGUUAGACUUACCAUGUGAGAUAAACAGAGGCCACAACUGAGAACAUGGAUAAGGUUUCUUCUGUGUUGUGAACUUAUUAAGAUCGAAUCUGUGAUCUUAAAGAGAUAAAACAUUUCGGUGACAAACCUUAGUUCUAUGGAAUCCUGUAAAUUUGCAAAGAAGUAAGGGACAAAACAGGGAUUCUCACCUAAAGCCAAAUACACAAUCAGAUGAAAAUUCAAAGAUAUUUACAGGCAAACACUGGUUAGUACCCCUGAAGCCAAGGCAUCGACACUUGCAUGUUUAACAGAUAAGAAGCCACAAUUCACGGGUUAAGGAGUUGAUCAUGAGUGAACCAGAGAGACUUCAAAAGAUUAAUUUUUUUUUUUAUCUAUUGGGUUGCAACAAAAGUUAAAAAGCUUUUUAGUGUGAAAACACAAAUCAAUGGAAACUCUCUUCUGCUUCUUCAUCUUCUUCAUCUUCCGUAUGUUAACAGAAGUCCCCACAAUUGUCUGUCUUCGCUGCCAGACAAAACUGCCACAGCCAAUAAUGUUUCUUUGAGGGACCUUUCUUCUGUCAGAGACUUUCCCUCUCUCCCUCUCUCCUCUUCUUGCUCUGCUCAGCCCUCUCACCAACUCAUCUUUCGUCCUCAAAACAAACAUCUGGCUUCAUCUCUUUACCUCUUUGUUUUUCUUUCCUUUCUCUUUCAUAUAUCAUUUUCAAUUUCCCAAUUUCUCUUCUACAUCUUCAUAGCAGUUUAAGACCCCUCUUCUAUAUAAAGCUAACAGCUUAAGCCUCAGAAGCUUUCAUAACAAGAAGUGACUACAUUAGUUUCUUGUUUUUACUUCAUUAAACGCCUCACAUUUAUUUUCUUUCCCAUCAUUGUCCUAGAGGAGAGAAAAAAAAAGAGCUGCUCAGCUAUUCAAAUGGAGAGGAGUAUUCAAGGACAAAACCAUUGUUCUUUGGAUCAAAAAGUGAAUGUGAGAAGAAGCCUACAAGUUCAAGGAUCUGUAGAGGAUCAUCAAGGCUUUGCCUUUGGGGAAGAACAAUUGUCAACCCCGAGCUUGCUCCAAGAUACAACAAUUCCAUUUCUACAAAUGCUGCAACAAAGUGAAGAACCUUCUUCGUUUCUGUCCAUCAAAGAACCGAACUUUCUAGCACUACUGUCUCUCCAGACACUCGAAAAGCCUAAUUGGGAACUCGAAAGCUAUCUCCCACAUGAAGUUCCAGAGUUUCACUCACCGAUCCAUUCUGAAACUUACAACCACUACUAUCAGAACUCAUAUUUCGAAGGAUUCAGUGAAGCCAUCUCAGGCCAAAAACUCCCGUUCAACCCACUUCAAAAUACGAAUCCAAGACGCAAACGGAAGAACAACAACCUGGUAACACCGAUGACUAGAGAAAGGAGAAAGAGAAGGAGAACAAAACCAACAAAAAACAUAGAAGAGAUGGAGAGUCAAAGGAUGACACACAUUGCGGUUGAACGAAACCGCAGACGCCAAAUGAACGUUCAUCUCAACUCACUCCGCUCCCUCAUUCCAUCUUCAUACAUCCAAAGGGGAGACCAAGCGUCAAUAGUAGGAGGAGCAAUAGACUUCGUGAAGAUCCUCGAGCAACACUUGCAAGCCCUUGAAGCGCAAAAGACAACUCAACAGAGUACUGAUAGCAAAGAACAGAUUCCAGAAGAAGAUAACAACAACAACAGUCUCAGGGACAUAUCGUCGAACAAGUUGCGUGCGAGUAAAGAAGAAGAAGAAGAAGAAACAAGCAGACUAACAAAAAUCGACGCCACAGUGAUAGAGAGUCACGUAAAUCUCAAAAUACAAUGCACUAGGAAACAAGGGCAGCUUCUAAGAUCAAUCAUAUUGCUAGAGAAACUCGGAUUCACUGUGCUUCACCUCAACAUCACAUCUCCAACGAAUACAUCUGUCUCUUAUUCCUUCAACCUCAAGAUGGAAGAUGACUGCAAUUUGGGAUCGGCCGAUGAGAUAAAGGCGGCGAUUCGUCAGAUAUUCGACUGAUUGAUUUAAUUAACACUGAAACGUCCAAAAAGCACCCAACAAUUUUUUUUUAGCGUAACUUCGUUUUCAAAAGAGUGGAAGAAAAUUAAAUUCGAAAAUUUGGUCGUGUGUAAUUGGAAUCUUCUCGGCAUGGCACUUGACUUCGUUUUCAGGCUCUACACGAAUUUGGGGUCCUACUUGGGGAAUUGUGAUUUGCAUUUCAAGUUUGACCUCUCUGUCUCUUGUUGUAUCCAUAUGAUUAUCAUUUGUCUUUCUUUUUUGUUUUUGCU